Messenger RNA from Fibroporia radiculosa, 1461 nucleotides. RefSeq lists its product as uncharacterized. The record is from RefSeq and is a predicted model, not a curated record. Lineage: Eukaryota; Fungi; Basidiomycota; Agaricomycetes; Polyporales; Fibroporiaceae. The coding region runs from base 1 to 1461 and encodes 486 amino acids. The transcript is spliced from 18 exons. Gene Ontology annotation, biological process: oxalate metabolic process.
AUGGUGCGGGGAGGUACGGGUGCUACUGGGGCCGUCUCCACGGUGGAUGGUGGAUUGAAGUUUCUAUCGUUUGUCUUGUGCGCCGUCCUCCUCUCUGGCACAUCCAUACUUGCUCUCCCUACACCACUCGAGGGCACAGUCGUGGUGAGCAACAGCUCCAGCAUCGCGUCCGGGUCGACCACGACGUCUGCGAUUCCGGCGAGUGAGACGGUGGCGCCGGCGAGCGACGACCCGAACUAUGUGAUGUGGAACACGACGACUACGAGCGAUUCGAGUGUGCAGGCUGUGAGGAUUGGGAGCACGUCGAGCGAGACGGUGAAUCUGCAGCCGAUGCGGGGCACGCUCGGGACGACGAUUCUCGGGCAGCAGAACAUGGCACUACAGGCACAGAAUCCCGACACUCUCGCGCCGCCAACGACAGACAGUGGGGUGAUCCCAGGUGGAAAUAUCAAGUGGCCGAUGACUUUGAGCCCAAUGCGACUGCAGACAGGAGGCUGGGCGCGACAGCAAAACAUCAACCAGAUGCCUAUUGCGACGUCUAUGGCCGGUGUUGAUAUGCGCCUUGAGGCCGGUGCAAUUCGAGAGCUUCACUGGCACAAGACAGCUGAAUGGGCCUAUGUUUUAAGUGGCAGCAUGCAGGUGACGUCCGUCGACCAGGAUGGACGGAACUUCCUUGGGAAUGUGGGUCCUGGUGAUCUGUGGUAUUUUCCUCCUGGCAUCCCGCACAGUCUGCAGGCGACGAACGAGGACCCAAAUGGGGCGGAAUUCCUGCUUGUGUUUGACAACGGAGACUUCAGCGACGACUCGACGUUCCAAUUGACAGAUUGGCUUGCACACACGCCGAAGGAGGUGAUCGCGAAGAAUUUCGGAACGAGUCUAUCUGCGUGGGACGAACUCCCUGGCAAGGAGCUGUACAUCUUCCCUGGCAACUCUCCCUCCCCUGAUGCGCAAGCGGUAGAGGACCCAUACGGGCAGGUGCCGAAUCCAUUCACAUUCAAGAUGUCGAACAUGACUGCGACACCGCUUGCCGGAGGGUCUGUGAAGAUUGUUGAUUCGCGAACGUUCCCGGCUGCGACGGCGAUUGCUGUGGCCGAAGUGACAGUCGAACCUGGAGGAAUGAGGGAGCUCCACUGGCACCCGACUCAGGAUGAAUGGACCUACUAUCUAUCUGGCACAGCACGUGUGACAGAGUUUGCGUCGAGUAGCACUGCUCAAACAUUCGAUUUCCAGGCUGGUGAUGUUGGCUUUGUCCCUGCCACAUACGGACACUACGUGGAGAACAUAGCGAACGAGACGCUCCACUUCCUCGAGAUCUUCAACACGGAUAUCUUCCAAGACGUCAGUCUUUCUCAAUGGCUCGCGUUAAUCCCGCCACAGCUCGUACAGGCGCACCUACAAAUCUCGAAUGAGACGAUUGCGAGCUUCAAUAAGACAAAACAAGUUGUCGUAGGACCCAACUAG